AUGAAGUGGAAUCUAGUCCGGCUGCAGAAGAUGUUCAGCCGGAAAUGGGAGUUCACAUUUAUGCAGGCUGAAGCACAAAGCAAGGUGGAUAAAAAACGCGAUAAAUUGGAGAGGAAAGUUCUAGACAGUCAAGAGAGAGCAUUUUGGGACGUGCACAGACCAAUGCCUGGAUGUGUUAACACUACAGAAGUGGAUCCAAAAAAGCAGUCCAGAAUAAAUGCUUUGAAGGCGAAGAGGCUGCGGCAAUGUCAGGAGCUGAUACUGCAGCACAACUUGAAGAAUAACCCAAUAGUCACAAUAACCAACGCGCAAGAGAGCGAAGAGGCAAUCCAGAAGAACACAGAAGGCAGCACCAAAGACAAUGCUAUAAAAGAGAACGGCGAGACCUCUCAACAGUUGCCAGAGACCAUCGACAUCAAAGAGAAGACCAUAGAGCAACAGAUAGAGGCGGCAAAGAGGCAGCUGUCCGUGCUGAAGGCGCGCUUGGAACGAAGGAACGUACGAGUCAGUAAAGUUGCCGAAAUGUUUAUAUCAUACUGCGAGCAGUAUGCAGAGUAUGAUGCAUUCCUGACGCCACCGGAGUGGCCGAAUCCUUGGCUUAGUGACACGACUGAGCUGUGGGAUCAAGAGAAACAGUGCAAGGAACCACUUCCAUUGCGUCGCGUGCGUCGUUGGUCGUUCGGUUUGCGCGAAUUACUCCGCGACCCCCCAGGAAGAGAACAUUUUGCCAAAUUCCUUAGCAAGGAAUUCAGCGGAGAAAAUCUCAAAUUCUGGCUAGCCGUGCAGGAAUUGAAGGCGCUACCCAUCCGCCGCGUGGCGACCCGCGCUAAGGAGAUAUGGAAAGAGUUCUUGGCUGCUGACGCUCCCUCGCCCAUCAAUAUAGACGCCGCUAGCAGGGAGUUAACUCGAGUGAAGGUGGAAUCUGGGACGGCCGACAGAUAUUGUUUUGAUCAAGCGCAGGCGCACGUAUACCAUCUGAUGAAGUCUGACAGCUACUCAAGAUACCUACGCUCCGAAAUGUAUAAGGAUUAUUUGAACGGAUCCAAGAAGAAGACUUCAGUUAAAGGGAUUCGAUCCAUCGUAUCUUUCACUGGCAGGAAAGAAACAACUUCUAAUUAAUAAACGGACAGACAUACAUAAUUCUAUAUAACGAGUGACUAAUAUGCGCUAUAGAAUAAUAGAAGAAAGAAAGAGAAAGAAAAGAAAGGCAAGAGAAGAAAAAGAAGAAAAAAGAGACAUUUUAAUUUAAUAGAAGAAAGAAAAGAGAGUAAAGAAUUGACAAGAGUGAGUAUUGUUAUAAGAUCUCUUUUU
This is a messenger RNA of Maniola jurtina (meadow brown), 1311 nucleotides long. RefSeq names its product regulator of G-protein signaling 7-like. The coding region runs from base 1 to 1119 and encodes 372 amino acids. The transcript is spliced from 10 exons. Gene Ontology annotation, biological process: G protein-coupled receptor signaling pathway; regulation of G protein-coupled receptor signaling pathway. The record is from RefSeq and is a predicted model, not a curated record. NCBI's taxonomy places the organism in Eukaryota, Metazoa, Arthropoda, Insecta, Lepidoptera, Nymphalidae.